GUCCAGUUAAAAGGGCUGGAGCAGUCCAGGGCCCAUCUCUCGGGUGGAGUCUUCGACAGCUGGUGCUGCAGUCCUCAGGACCGUUCUCCUGCCCUCGGUCAUGGCUUGUGGUCUGGUCGCCAGCAACCUGAAUCUCAAACCUGGGGAGUGCCUCCGAGUGCAGGGCGAGUUGGCCCCCGACGCCAAGAGCUUCGCUCUGAACCUGGGCAAAGAUGACAACAAUGUGGGCCUGCACUUCAACCCUCGCUUCGACAUGCACGGAGACAUCAACACCAUUGUGUGUAACAGCAAGGAUGGCGGAGCCUGGGGGGCCGAGCAGCGGGAGUCUGCCUUCCCUUUCCAGCCUGGAAGUGUCGCAGAGGUGUGCAUCUCCUUCGACCAGGCAGACCUGACCAUCAAGCUGCCAGAUGGAUACACAUUCAAGUUCCCCAACCGCCUCAACCUGGAGGCCAUCAGCUACCUGUCAACAGAAGGUGACUUCAAGAUCAAGUGUAUGGCCUUUGAGUGAAGCCGGCCAACCCAUGGCCCCCAAUAAAGGCAGCUGCCUCUGUUCCCCCUGGAUCAGCCUCA
Molossus molossus (Pallas's mastiff bat) is the source of this 570-nucleotide messenger RNA. RefSeq names its product galectin 1 (gene LGALS1). NCBI's taxonomy places the organism in Eukaryota, Metazoa, Chordata, Mammalia, Chiroptera, Molossidae. The transcript has 4 exons. Gene Ontology annotation, molecular function: carbohydrate binding; laminin binding. The record is from RefSeq and is a predicted model, not a curated record. The coding region runs from base 101 to 508 and encodes 135 amino acids.